Cannabis sativa is the source of this 522-nucleotide messenger RNA. RefSeq lists its product as uncharacterized. The record is from RefSeq and is a predicted model, not a curated record. Bases 1 to 522 code for a protein of 173 amino acids. The transcript has a single exon. NCBI's taxonomy places the organism in Eukaryota, Viridiplantae, Streptophyta, Magnoliopsida, Rosales, Cannabaceae.
AUGCUUGCCUCUCAGAGCAGGAAGAAAAGUUAUGCAAAUCCAAAAUGCAGAAAUAUAGAGUUUCAGGUAGGAGAUCAUAUCUUCCUACAAGUAUCUCUAAUGAAAUGGAUUAAAUGUUUUGGGAAAAAGGGCAAGUUAUGCCCUAGAUUUAUAGGACCUUUUGAGAUUCUUAAGAAAGUUGGAUUGGUAGCUUAUCGUCUAGCCUUGCCUCCAACCUUGUUAGCAGUGCAUAAUAUAUUUGACAUCUCUAUGCUAAGAAAAUACGUUUCAGACCCAACACAUGUCCUGAGUUAUGAAACUCUAGAGCUGGAACCAAAUUUGUCAUAUGAAGAGCAGCCAGUGCAGACCCUUGACAGAAAGGAUAAAGCCCUUCUAAAUAAGACAAGAUCUUUGGUGAAGGUACUCUGGAGAAAUAGCAAGGUGGAGGAAGCUCCCUGGGAGUUGGAGUUCGAUAUGAGGGCUCAGUAUCUAGAGUUAUUCAAGUUAGAUUUUAGGGAUGAGAUUCUUUUAACCGAGGAAUAA